Pimephales promelas (fathead minnow) is the source of this 3081-nucleotide messenger RNA. It is a transcript of the gene neurl1b, whose product is annotated as neuralized E3 ubiquitin protein ligase 1B. Gene Ontology annotation, molecular function: ubiquitin protein ligase activity. NCBI's taxonomy places the organism in Eukaryota, Metazoa, Chordata, Actinopteri, Cypriniformes, Leuciscidae. The record is from RefSeq and is a predicted model, not a curated record. Gene Ontology annotation, biological process: ubiquitin-dependent endocytosis. Gene Ontology annotation, cellular component: early endosome.
GAAAUACUUGUUUUGAAUUUUUUAAUAUUCGAAAUCAGAUAAACCGUCUUGAUUUCCGGUUAAAGCAACAUAAGUACUGUUUUUUCGCAUAACUGGGAUAGUUAUGACCUGACAUACGGAAUCUACACAACACAUUCCCUUACUGAUAACUAAAGAGAUGUCGCGGGCGCGCGCCGGCAGCCAGGAGGAAGGACCGUUGGGGCGUUCACGAGCACAGCGAUUGGACAGCGCGUGAGAGAUACACACAAGCACGUGUAAGGUGUUUUUAGAUUUCAAACUGAAUUUAGGCGGGUUUUCAGUUUUUCCUCUCAGUACCAACAUCAGACUCCACCGCAGAGACAGUACAGUGGCGACUCUUUGGACCGAAUUAGUUUCACAAACUGUUGUUUUGAUGGGGAAUAACGGAUCUUCCGCCGUGUUUACAUUUGAAGGGACAGUCGAGGCAAGAGUUAAGUGGCAAAGCAGCGGCAGGACAGCAGACUCCAGCCUGCAGCGCCGCCCGGUGGCCAGUCGCCAGCACUGCAUCAGUGGUGUCGUGGACCGCCCCCCCGCGCCCCCGCUCAGCCUCGGGUCGCCCCGCUUCCACCCGCACGCCAAGGGCAAGAACAUCCGCCUGGACACACAGCUGCGGCGGGCCGCGCGCAGGAACAGCUUCUGCCACGGCGUGACCUUCAGCCAGCGGCCCGUGCGUCUGUACGAGAGGGUGCGGCUGCUGCUGUCGGGGGUGCACAGCGGCUGGAGCGGGGCGCUGCGCUUCGGCUUCACCAGCGCCGACCCCGGGGAGCUCGGCUUGGCCGACAUCCCGAAGUACGCCUGCCCCGAUCUGGUGACCCGGCCGGGGUACUGGGCCAAGGCGCUGCCCGAGAGGCUGGCGGUGCGCGACAGUGUUCUGGCCUUCUGGGCGGACCGGCACGGACGCGUCUUCUACAGCGUCAACGAGGGCGAGCCGGUGCUCUUCCACUGCGGCCUCAACGUCUCCUGCCCCCUGUGGGCCAUCAUCGACAUCUACGGCAUCACGCAGGAGGUCACGCUGCUGGAGAGCACGUUUGCGGAGAGCGUGGGCUCCAGCGUCCUGAGCGCCGCACGACUCAGUGCCUAUCUCCCGCAGAGCAACCACGACUCGGCCAACUACAGCAACAACCAGCUGGAGACCAACCAGGCCGCCGCCGCCAAGUUCGCCACGCUACACCUGAGCAACUGCAACACGCUGAUCCCCGUCUGCGGCUCCUCCGCGCCCUCGUCCUCCGUGCACAGGCCGACCCGAGGCCCGCUCGACACACACCUGCACUUCCACCCGGUGCGGGGGCCCGACGUGGUGCUCUCCAACGACCGCACUGUCGCGUGCACGCACUUUCUGGACAGCAGCCGGACUCUGAUGUUCAGCGACCGGCCCGUUCGGGUGGGCGAGACUCUUUACGUCGAGGUCGGGCAUUUGGGGUUGCCGUACUUCGGGUCGCUUCUCUUUGGCAUGACCUCUUGUGACCCUGGCAGCCUCAGCGCGGGGGACCUGCCGGCCGACCCGGAGGUGCUUCUGGACCGUAAGGAGUAUUGGGUGGUGUACAGGGGGUUCCCGGUGCCGGCGGCCGGAGACGUGCUCAGCUUCACCUUCAUGCCCAACGGAGAGGUGCAUCAUGGGGUCAACGGCGGGGCGAGCACUCGGCUCCUGUGUGUCGACUCCUCUCAGGUUCUGUGGGCCUUCUUCACACUCCACGGGGCCGUGAACCGACUCAGGAUAUUAGGAACGGUUCAGGCCAGCCCCCCCACCUCCCCCUCAGUGUCUCAGGGGUCAACGCCGGACGACAGCGACUCUGACCUGGCUUUCAGUGUCAACAGAUCCUCGUCAGCAUCCGAGUCGUCUCUGGUGACGGCUCCCAGCUCUCCUCUCAGUCCUCCCGUCUCGCCCACCCUGUCCUCGUGCGACGCUCCUCUGAGCAUCAAGAGCAGCGAGUGCACCGUGUGCUUCGACCAGGAGGUGGACACUGUCAUCUACACCUGUGGACACAUGUGUCUGUGCAACGACUGCGGACUGAGGCUCAAGAGACAGACCAACGCCUGCUGUCCCAUCUGUCGGAGACCCAUCAAGGACGUCAUCAAAACCUACAGACCCUGAAGGGGCGAGCACCUUUUCUAUCAGCGCAACAUCUGGACGAAACUUGUAUUUAAUAUAUUUGUGUAUGUAGCUUUGCUUUGUGUAGCAGUAAGCUCUUUAUUUCUCUAAAAGCAGAUCAGCUGAAGCCAAACGUAACUGAAGAUGAUUUAUGGUUUCUGAGGAUUAACACUGGUCAGAUACUUCGAGUGCCUUUAAUGUUCCUAAAGCGGCGGCUAAUGGAUUAGACAAUCAUAUCUGAGGUUUACGUGUAAAUUGAGAGGUAAUUCAAUGGGACCUCGAGAUAAAAAGGAAAGUUUUAAUGUGCAAGUGAUUAACACACAGUGCUACGAAUAUGAUAUUGUUUGACAUUCUGAUUGCGGUGUUAAAGUGAGGACAGAUUUGCAUUGUGAAGGGUUUGACGAUAUGUUGCACUUAUAAGGUAAUCUCAGCACUAACACACACCUGUCCUUCUGACUGAAGCCAUUACAGACGUGGACCGUCCCGGACGACUGCAUCCACACACACACAUCAAUGGUUUAUAUAAUAGAGUGAUGUGGGAUUGUAUUUAAUGUCAGAUAUAGUUUUUUCAAAAGUUUUCGUUGUUUUGUUUGGGAAAUUAUGUUUUCUUCUAUCAGCAUUUUUAAAAAAUCAGGCUAGAAAAACAAAAAACAAAUAGUGUAGAAAUUGCAAUCAGUUCCCUUCUAAACACAAUUAGAUGUACAGAUGCUGUUAUUGAUAUGAUUGAUCAGCUGUCUGACAUUAUUAUGAAGAGUGAUGUUGAAGAAUGGUGAUGAUGGCAGAAGUUAUGUAAAACUAUUUACAUAAAUGCAAGUACUCAUACUCAUGUAAUGGAGCGUACCAGCCAUAAAUCAAGUUUUCUACCAAAUGUAAGAUGAAAAUCUGCCAAUGAUUGACACCAACUUAUGAUCAAUCAUAUGUUUGAAUAUGAGUUUCAUAUUAUUGUCAAUAAAACAGUUCUGAAGGAUACGCAC